AUUUACUACUAGCUCUGCAUCUGCGUCUCUGUAUAUAUACAUGCUGCUCCUCCCCUAUUGUAUAUCAAUCAUUCUUCUCCCUCUUUCCAGUCACAUUGUCUGCGCUUAAGAGGCGAUUCGUUUCAUUUCAAAGCUCAGCUGUGGAUUGAAUCGGCACCAUGGCAACCGGACAACUUUUCUCCAAGACUACUCAAGCCUUGUUCUACAACUACAAACAACUUCCCAUCCAACGGAUGCUUGAUUUUGAUUUCCUUUGUAGGAGAGAAACUCCUUCCAUUGCUGGAAUUAUAAAUCCUGGUUCGGAAGGAUUCCAGAAACUCUUCUUCGGUCAGGAGGAGAUUGCAAUUCCUGUCCAUUUAGGCAUCGAAGCUGCUUGUGCCGCUCAUCCUACAGCUGAUGUUUUCAUUAACUUUGCAUCAUUCAGAAGUGCUGCUGCUUCCUCCAUGGCUGCUCUCAAGCAGCCAACCAUUAGAGUAGUGGUUAUCAUAGCUGAAGGUGUUCCUGAGUCAGACACCAAGCAGUUGGUUGCUUAUGCAAAAGCAAACAACAAGGUAGUUAUUGGCCCAGCUACAGUUGGAGGAAUUCAGGCUGGAGCUUUUAAAAUUGGUGACACUGCUGGGACCAUUGAUAACAUUAUUCAUUGCAAGCUUUACAGACCAGGAUCUGUUGGCUUUGUUUCCAAAUCUGGUGGUAUGUCUAGUGAAUUGUACAAUACCAUUGCCCGAGUGACGGAUGGAAUUUACGAAGGUAUUGCAAUUGGAGGGGAUGUAUUCCCUGGCUCUACACUGUCUGACCAUGUUCUGCGCUUUAACAACAUUCCACAGGUCAAAAUGGUGGUUGUUCUUGGGGAACUUGGUGGAAGGGAUGAAUACUCCUUAGUUGAAGCCCUCCAACAGGGAAAAAUUAACAAGCCAGUGGUUGCUUGGGUCAGUGGAACAUGUGCAAGGCUUUUCAAGUCAGAAGUACAAUUUGGACAUGCGGGAGCAAAGAGUGGUGGUGAGAUGGAGUCUGCACAAGCAAAGAAUCAAGCACUUAGGGAUGCAGGAGCUGUAGUUCCAACCUCAUAUGAAGCUUUUGAAGGAGCCAUCAAAGAAACAUUUGAGAAGUUGGUUGAAGCAGGCAAGAUUACUCCUGUAAAGGAAGUGGUACCUCCACAAAUUCCAGAGGAUCUUAAUACAGCAAUUAAGAGUGGGAAAGUUCGUGCACCAACUCAUAUUAUUACUACCAUCUGUGAUGAAAGAGGUGAAGAGCCCUGCUAUGCUGGUGUCCCCAUCUUCUCUCUCGUUGAGCAGGGAUUAGGUGUGGGUGAUGUCAUUUCUCUAUUGUGGUUCAAACGGAGCCUUCCUCGUUACUGCUCUCGGUUUAUUGAGAUUUGCAUAAUGUUGUGUGCUGACCAUGGUCCUUGUGUUUCUGGUGCCCACAACACCAUAGUAACUUCUCGGGCAGGAAAAGAUGUAGUGUCCUGCCUUGUUUCAGGAUUGCUGACAAUUGGUCCCCGAUUUGGUGGGGCUAUUGACGAUGCUGCUCGAUACUUCAAGGAUGCAUAUGACAGGGGCCUUACACCUUAUGAAUUCGUGGAAGGUAUGAAGAAGAAGGGCAUUCGAGUGGCAGGAAUUGGUCACAGGUAUCAGAACUUGAAAUGAAGCUUGCUUACUUUGAUGCAUCAUGUGCAACACAGGGGACAGGGCAUCUGAUCUGCAUUGUACUUGUUAUUUGGUUCAGCAAAUUGUUUAUGUGAAUGGCCCUUCAGGUUGGUCUACCUUAUUAUAGAAUAGUUGAAUAUAAUAUCGACCCGGAGACAUCAAAGCUGCCGUAACAUAAAAACCAUUUUAACUUGUCUAUCUUUUCAUAUGAUUACGUGUUUGAAUGCGUCAAUAUGUUUUUCCUUAUGCCCUAUUGUCAUUGUCAAACAACAUGAAUUUACAGUAAAAUAUUUCAAACCAAUUUGCACG
Ipomoea triloba (trilobed morning glory) is the source of this 1952-nucleotide messenger RNA. Its product is annotated as ATP-citrate synthase beta chain protein 2-like. Bases 159 to 1643 code for a protein of 494 amino acids. The record is from RefSeq and is a predicted model, not a curated record. Gene Ontology annotation, molecular function: ATP citrate synthase activity. Gene Ontology annotation, cellular component: cytosol. Lineage: Eukaryota; Viridiplantae; Streptophyta; Magnoliopsida; Solanales; Convolvulaceae. The transcript has 16 exons. Gene Ontology annotation, biological process: fatty acid biosynthetic process; tricarboxylic acid cycle; acetyl-CoA biosynthetic process.